Thelazia callipaeda (thelaziosis nematode) is the source of this 908-nucleotide messenger RNA. NCBI's taxonomy places the organism in Eukaryota, Metazoa, Nematoda, Chromadorea, Rhabditida, Thelaziidae. The record is from the annotation of a GenBank genome assembly.
AUAUAGUGUAUCAUACAAGUGACAUGUGAUAUAAUUUAAAGGAAUUGGAUUUGAGCAAUGGACAGCUGCAAAACAUCGGUGACAAUGAUUUCGAAUCACAAGUUGAAGGACUAGAACGAUUACUUUUGCAAGGCAACCAAUUAACAACACUGCCGAGAAGAGGACUAGAAAAAAUAAAAAACUUGAAAGAAUUAGAUCUAUCAAACAACCACUGGUUAUGUGACGAUAAUAUGGAAGAAGGAAAGCUGUUUGUGGAGGAGAUUGAAUUGAAAUACAAAGAAGCAAUUUUGCUAGAUCGCGAAUUCAAUUUAUUACAUCUUAACCAAACAACUUGCGAACGUCCUUACAGUUUAAAAGGACAGAUUAUUACGAAUAUAGCUAAAGGUGUAUUCAAGAAGUAUAAUGAUAGUGAAGAUCCUGUCUCCUUAUCCACCCCGACAGCAGAUAAUGGAAUACAACUUGAUGACAUUAAUGCCAGCGUUAUCACUGAACUGCUAUCAAAAGGUGGCUUAAUCGGCAAUGAUAAUGCAGAAUCGGAACACCAUCUAUAUAAGAGCACAUCAUUCCGUCCUUUGUACAAUGUGAAUAUGGAAACAGAAAUAGUUAACGAUUCGAGCAAAAGUAAUACCACUCCACUUAUCGUUACUAUAGUGAUGCUCAUGCUCAUUUCUCUAGCUACUACCGCUGCUGUUAUCAGGCAUUUACAUUUGAAAAUAUCCAAAUAUCAUAUUUGUAAUUCUUACAUUCGACACACUCAACUAAAUGCUUACAAAGUCAACUUACCACACUUUAAUCACGUUAGCUUCUAUGAAAAGCUUGCAUUAAUCAAUAGUGCAGAACGUUUGCAGAGGCGAAAAAAGGAUAGUGCAAAUAAACAAAAUAAUUUUGAAAUGGAUGAACAAAGGUAA